Physeter macrocephalus (sperm whale) is the source of this 1368-nucleotide messenger RNA. It is a transcript of the gene SHC2, whose product is annotated as SHC adaptor protein 2. The record is from RefSeq and is a predicted model, not a curated record. Lineage: Eukaryota; Metazoa; Chordata; Mammalia; Artiodactyla; Physeteridae. Gene Ontology annotation, molecular function: receptor tyrosine kinase binding. Gene Ontology annotation, cellular component: plasma membrane. Gene Ontology annotation, biological process: cell surface receptor protein tyrosine kinase signaling pathway; intracellular signal transduction. The coding region runs from base 1 to 1281 and encodes 426 amino acids. The transcript has 12 exons.
AUGGGCUGCAUCGAAGUCCUCCGCUCUAUGCGCUCCCUGGACUUCAGCACUCGCACCCAGGUCACCAGGGAAGCCAUCAACCGGCUCCAUGAGGCCGUGCCUGGCAUCCGGGGCUCCUGGAAGAAGAAGGCCCCCAACAAGGCCCUGGCCUCCAUCCUGGGCAAGAGCAACCUGCGCUUCGCAGGCAUGAGCAUUGCUGUCAGCAUCUCCAUCGACGGCCUCAACCUCUCCGUUCCCGCCACGCGCCAGAUCAUCGCCAACCACCACAUGCAGUCCAUCUCCUUUGCGUCGGGCGGUGACACGGACAUGGCGGAUUAUGUGGCCUACGUGGCCAAGGACCCCAUCAACCAGAGAGCCUGCCACAUCCUGGAGUGCUGCGAGGGCCUCGCCCAGAGUGUCAUCAGCACCGUGGGCCAAGCCUUCGAGCUGCGCUUCAAACAGUACCUGCACAGCCCCCCCAGGGUCGCCGUCCCCCCGGGAAGGCUGACCGGGCCGGAGGAUUCGGCCUGGGGGGACGAGGAGGAGGCAGUACACAGCUACUACAACCGCACUCCCGGGAAGGAGCCGCCCCUGGGCGGGCUGGUGGACUCCAGGCUCACCCCCGCGCAGCAGCCCUGUGCCCUCGGGGCCCUUGGCCAGGGAGCAUCUCCUGCUCGAAGAGAGGCCCAAGGCCCGCAGUGGGACGUGGGCCCCUCAGCCCCGCCCGGGGAUGGCUACGUGCAGGCAGACGCCCGGGGCCCGCGAGACUACGAGGACCACCUGUACGUCAACACGCAGGGUCUGGACGGCCCGGAGCCCCUGCAGCCUGAGGACAGCCCCAAGAAGGACCUGUUCGACAUGAGACCCUUCGAGGAUGCCCUGAGGCUGCACGAGUGCUCCGUGGCCGCGGGUCCCCCGGCAGCCCCCCUUCCCGUGGAGGACCAGUGGCCCAGCCCGCCGACCCGCCGGGCCCCCAUCGCCCCCACGGAAGAGCAGCUGCGGCAGGAGCCCUGGUACCACGGCCAGAUGAGCCGUCGGGCGGCGGAGAAACUGCUUCGAGUGGACGGGGACUUCCUUGUGCGGGACAGCGUCACCAACCCGGGGCAGUAUGUCCUCACCGGCAUGCACGCAGGGCAGCCCAAGCACCUGCUGCUCGUGGACCCCGAAGGCGUGGUGCGGACAAAGGACGUGCUCUUCGAGAGCAUCAGCCACCUGAUCGACUACCACCUGCAGAACGGGCAGCCCAUCGUGGCCGCCGAGAACGAGCUGCACCUGCGUGGCGUCGUCAAGCGGGAACCCUGAGCCAGGUUGUGGUUCUCAGCCUGUGGCUCCUGUCCCCGCUCCCCCAGGAUGGCCCUGUCGUGGCCUUAGGGGCCCUCAGCCUUUCUC